This is a messenger RNA of Arachis stenosperma, 993 nucleotides long. RefSeq lists its product as uncharacterized. The record is from RefSeq and is a predicted model, not a curated record. The coding region runs from base 1 to 993 and encodes 330 amino acids. NCBI's taxonomy places the organism in Eukaryota, Viridiplantae, Streptophyta, Magnoliopsida, Fabales, Fabaceae. The transcript is spliced from 2 exons.
AUGGAGGGGACGGUUGCCUUGCUGAAGACGUCUCCAGUUCGAGUCGGUGAUAACGUCGAUGACUCAACCGUGUACUUUCAUCGUCUUUUCUGGACGUUUUCUCCUUGUGUUGAAGCUUUCAGACACUGCAAAGUGCAAGCCAUUGAUCAGCAUAGACGGUACUCAUCUAUAUGGCAAGGGAUACUAGUCAUCUCAGAUAGGCACAACGGCAUCAAGGCUGCACUAGAAAACUCUAACAGUGGGUGGUUACCCCCGCAUGCGUACCUAGCAUUUUGUAUUCGGCAUGUUGCAGCUAACUUCGCACUCAGUUUCAAGGGCACGGAUGUAAAGCGUUUGCUUGUGAACGCUGCUUAUGUGAAGACUGAGGCAGAGUUUCAUUAUUGGUUUGAUAUAAUGCGGACUGAGAAUCUGACAAUGUGUGAUUGGGCGAACAAAAUAGAAUACGAUAAGUGGACUCAACACCAGGAUGGUGGCAGACGAUUCCGUCACAUGACGACCAAUAUAUCUGAGUGUGUUAAUUCUGCUAUGAAGGGUACACGGAAUCUUCCGGGGACCGCCCUAGUGAAGUCCACAUAUGGUUGGCUAGCGGAGUUGUUUGUGAUUCGUGGUCAGACGACAGAGGCUCAAUUGGCCAGCGGUGUCAAGUUUUGCCAGUCUUUUAUGAAGGCGAUGAAGCGCAACUUGAAAGACUUCAGAUGCUUCACUGUCACCCUGUUCGAUAGACACCAGUCUGAGUACACCGUUGCCGAGACGACACCAACUGGGAGCUUUUCACUUGGGACAUACCAAGUUUCCUUUCAAGAUCGUACAUGCGACUUUGGAUACUUUCAGGCUCUCCAUUAUCCAUGUUGCCAUGCGAUUGCAUGUUGUGCCCAGUCACGACUUGACUGGUCUAUCUAUGUCGACGAGGUCUACACCAUGCAGAAGGUGUUCAGGGUGUACCAGAUGGGUUUUGUGCCGCCAAUACCCGGAGGGACUUUGGCCACGUUGUGA